AUGGAAAAGGAAGAUUAUAUAAAAUAUUUAAACAGUUGGUAUAGUAGACUUCGAAGUCGAUAUGUUGACUUGAUUGGUGACUUUGGAGGUAGUGAAUUGUUCGUCGUAGAGGGUGAUAGUUUGCUUUACGAAUUCCUUUGCGAUCCAGAAAGUCAUUUUCUUAAUUUUAAACAGCCAUAUGGCGGUGGUCAAUUCUUGUCCCUCACUUAUCUUGUAGAAACAUUUCUUAACAAACUCAAGCAACGUGGAUGCGUCUUCCAUCUCGUAUUUUUUCACGCACAUAAAGUGAUAUGGAAUUGUGAUCCAAAAUUUCGAAUUGCUAGAGAAAUCAUAAUUAAUCAUUUAAAAUCUUAUCAACAAGAAAGUAAAGUUCCAAUUUAUGAAUUUCCGGCUUGGUGGGAUCCACAAUUUAAUCAAUAUAUCGAUGAUAGACAACCGUUAUUUAUCUUAUCCGGUGAUGGAACCACUGUAGACGGUAUUAAAGAAUCAAAAAUUUUAUCUGAAAAAGGUCAAAAGAAAAUGUCUAUUCUUUUAAAGGGAUUAUUUUACCAUUCACUUCAUAAAGAUCUAUCUAUGGCGCUCAUACCAGGCAUGGAAUUUAGAGAUUCCAGGGCCCGGGCUUUUGUAUUUGAUCGUGGUGGUAAUGUAGAAUCAUCAACUAUCGAUAAUAUUCCAAAUAUUGUCGAGCUAUGUUCAAAUGAGGCGAUAAAUUCAAAUGAACAUGAAAAUCAAACCGUAUUUUCAAAUCUAUUUAAUGAGCAAGAAAAUCAAAAUGCCUUUUUAAAUCUAUUUAACGAACAAGAAAAUCAAAACUUACUUAAGAAUGGUGGAAGAAGACUCAUUCUGGCUAUCAUAUCAUUGAUUGUUCUUUUAAAUCAAAACUCAGAGCCAAUAUAUCGUUUGCUCUCCAAGCUAUUUUUACUUCAUAUUUACCUUUUGGAUUAUAUUACAUUGCAACUAAGAACUGUGCCAUCAAUACAGGAAGAAGAUAUUAACGGCAAUAAUAAUGUUAAUACAUUCUUAAAAAGUUUUUACAAAUGUUGUGACAAUAUAUUAGUUAAUAAUUCGCUUAAACAAGCCGUUAGCUAUUUUGAAGACGUGAAAAAUAACCUUGCAGAUUUUAUAGAUACUCGUCUCUUUAUAACUCUAAUUAAAUUACAAAAAGACGGAGUUCUUGACUUUAAUAACCUUCCAAAAGAAAUAAAACAAGAUUUCGAUAUAGCAUGGAAAAUUUUAGAACAUUACGAUAACAAAAUCAUUAAUUUUGAUGGUUUGUUAGAUAAUAUCCAAAUUAACGAAACUAAUAUUCCAAUUUAUGCAAAUAAAGAAUUAUCACUUCUCCCAUUUGAUUAUCCAUUUUUCGUCAAAAUACUUGGAGAUAUGCAAUUGGAACUUGGUGAAAAUAAUAGUGAUAUUAUUGAUUUUGGUUCUUACGGAAUGGAUGGAAAUAUACCAUAUAAUGAAAUUACUCACUGGCAUUCGGGAUUUUAUAAAUUAAAAAUUAUUGUUGAGAAAAAUGGUGAUAAAAAGUCCGACAAAAAAUUAUCCAAUAGCACAAAAAAAAAGAUCGAACAAGCUAUUAAAGAAAAAUUAGAUGAAUCAUUAAAAGAUGAUGAAAAUUCUUUUAAUGGUAUAAUCGAAGAAAUAAAAAAAUCUUCAAGUAAUGAAAAAAAGUUAACUUACUUGUGUGAUCAAAUCGACAAAGAUAAAUUUAAACAUCCGAAAAUCAAGACGAGAAUACAAGUUUAUAAAUUAAAACUUUUACUUGACCAAUGGAACGAAUAUUGUAUGAAUGCUAAUUCUAAAAAAAAGGAUAGCAAUCAUUAUGCAAUUCCUGUUAAAAUAUACCGUCAAAUCUUUCUUAUUGCACAAAAUUUUGGAACAAUCGUUGAUAAAGAUCAAAAAGACUAUUUGUCUGAAAUUCUUGAAAGAUUAGGUUUAGAAGAUUCAAAGAAUCGUCUUCUUACGAUUAUAGAUAUAUCAGAAGAAGACAAUAAUAACCAAAAAGAAAAACAAAAAGAAAAGCAAAAAGAAAAACAAAAAGAAAAGCAAAAGGAAAAGCAAAAAGAAAAGCAAAAAGAAAAACAAAAAGAAAAGCAAAAAGAAAAGCAAAUUCCGAAAUUUGAGAUGCCAAAUUCAACCAAUUCAUAUUCAACCAAUUUAUCAUUAGAUAUAUCUGAUGCAAGAUUUCAAAUGCUGUAUGCAGGACAUUUAAUGGAUCGAAAUACAAAUUCUGUUAAAGAUGAACGUGUUACUAAUUUCAAACCAGACCAGUGGCAACGUGAAGUUUUGGAUGUAAUUGACAAUAAUGAAUCAGCAUUAGUCUGUUGUCCAACAUCGUCUGGAAAAACGUUCAUUUCUUUUUAUGCUAUGGAAAAAAUUUUGCGUGAUGAUGAUGAAGGAAUAUUAGUAUACGUUUCUCCUACCAAAGCUCUUGUAAACCAGGUAACAGCAGAAGUAUAUGGCCGAUUUGACAAAAAUUAUAAGCAGAGUGGCAAGACUGUUUGGGGAAUAUAUACCAGAGAGUAUAGGGAAAAUCAUGAAAAGUGUCAAAUUCUAGUUACAGUUCCGGAAAUGUUGGAAAUUUUACUAUUAUCACCAUCUAGCAUCAAAUGGGUUUCAAGAAUUCGUCGUAUUAUACUUGAUGAAGUUCAUUGUAUAGGUGAAAUGGAUGGUGGUAGUACCUGGGAAUCUAUAUUACUUCUUGCACAAUGUCCAAUAUUAGCUCUUUCUGCUACGAUCGGAAACCCUGAACCAUUUAGUAGAUGGAUUGAAAAAAUUCAAACCUCUCGUGGAUAUAAAAUGAAAUUAAUUAAAACUACAAAAAGAUUUUCUGACCUUCAACAAUAUGUCUUUAUUCCAAAAUUUCCUCUGCGUCCUUUGAUUGAGACUACGAUCAAACCAGAAGAAGAAUUACGUCAAGAUUGCUUGAUAUCAAUUCACCCAUUUUCGGCAAUGUCUUCAGUAGUUGUUGCUGAAAGUGGAAUUCCUUCUGAUAUGAAGUUAUUACCAUCUCAUUGUAUCGAACUUUGGGAUGCGAUGAAUCAUGUCAAUAAAGAUGAUCCUGAACUUCAAAAAAUUAAUCCAGAUAAAUAUUUCAAAGAUAUUGGAUAUAUUGUAAAAGAGAAUGCUGACAAAUUUGAAGCUGAUAUCAAGGAAUUAUUUAUAUCUUGGGCUAAAGACAAAUCAAAAACAAAGAUGGUUAAAACAGUAAUUGAAAAUCUCAGUAAUGAUAUUAAAGGAAGAUUUAAUGAAUUAGAGUCUACUGCUAAAGAAGAUGAUAAAAAAUUGGAUGUUUACGAUGAGAGCUAUUUUAAAAUAGCAAUUGUUCCUUUAUUAUGUGAACUUUCUGCUCAAGAUAAAUUACCAGCUAUAUUAUUUAGCUUUGAUCGUAAUAGAUGCACUCAGUUGGCAAUCGAUAUUUUAGAGAAGCUAGAGGCUGCUGAGGACCAAAAAAGAAGAGAUGAUCCUAAAUUUGAAGCAAAGAAAAAGGAUGCUAUUGCGCAAAAAGAAAAAGAUAAAAAACAAAAUAAACAAAAAAGAGAUGCUAAGAAAAAAAAUAAUAAUGACAAUGAAGAAUUAGAUUCUCCUAUGCAAAGUAUCUUUGAUUGGGAGGCACACGAUCCAAGUUUUACUUUUGUGAAUCCAAAAUAUCGAAUACCAUCUGAAGACUUACAAGAGUUAAUUAAAACAUUCAAAGAUAAGAUGGUUGGGUCGUUAUUUAAACUUAUUGAUGCAUUAAAAAGAGGAAUUGGUGUUCAUCAUGCAGGUCUUCCGAAGAAAUAUCUUGGUGCUGUUGAGAUCCUGUUUCGAAGACGACACCUUAGUGUCGUAAUUGCAACUGGUACCUUGGCUUUAGGAAUCAAUAUGCCAUGUCGUACUACUGUAUUCGUUGGAGAUUCUGUAUUUUUGACACCUCUUCAAUAUCGUCAAAUGUCAGGCAGAAGUGGACGUCGAGGUUAUGAUCUAAUAGGACAUGUAGUAUUCUUUGGAAUCACUUUAACAAAAAUCAAAAGGCUUUUAACAUCAGCGUUGCCAGACAUAAAUGGACAUUUCCCAUUAACAACCAGUCUUGUGUUGAGAAUGUUUAUAUUACUUAAUAAUUCUGAAGAUAUAAGAUACUCCGAGAAAGCAGUUUCAGGAUUAUUUGGUGAUUCGUUCUUUUGUCUUGGAAAAGAACAUUUGUUAGGACAAAUCAAGCAUCAUUUGAGAUUUUCUAUUGAAUAUUUAAGACGUGAAAAUAUAUUAGACCAAAAAGGAAAACCAAUAAAUCUUUCUGGAAUGAUUUCACAUCUUUAUUAUACAGAACCAAGUAACUUUGCAAUGGCAGCUUUAUUUAAACAUGGUGUAUUUCACGAAAUUUGUUCUGAAAUUGGAACAAAUUCAACAAGAAUGAUGGAAAGUUUGAUGUUAAUUCUAUCACAUCUUUUUAAUAGAAGAAAAUUACGAUAUGUUGAUCGAGAAUUUUAUCGUGAAAUAUUGGAAAAAUAUCCAUCAAAGUUAUUUUUACCAGAAUUACCCGAAAAAACUAAGGAAAUUUUGGAAGAACAUAAUAAACGUAUAUUAGAAAUUUAUACUGACUAUGUUAUAACAUUUACAAGGCAGAAUAUGGAAAAUAUGGGACCAGAUAAUCGCUUACCACUUUCAAACUUCGAAUUUCCUCCAAACCAACUUGAAGACAAUACACAAGAAUGUAAUUUAAUUAAAGAAUUGAAGUCUAUGGCUAUUCCUUUUAGUGCUCGAUCACCUUUUAUUGCAAUGUGUGGUUCUAUUGGAGAUGAUUUUAUUAAUAUUGAAGAUUUAUGCGAACAUAUACAUCACAAAAUAUAUUUGGAUUUACAUAGUAUUCCAUAUAUAAAAAUCGGUGAAAAUCUUAAUGCAUAUUUAUUGGACUUCUUUAGUCAUGGACAAGAAUCAACUCUUAAUAAAGCAAACGGUAUACGUGCUGGUGAAGUUUGGCAAUGUUUGAAAGAUUUUGAUUAUGUUCUUCAAUCAAUUGUUACAUCUUUGACAGUUCGAAAAAUUGAUAGUGAGAAUGAUGUUUUAGAAGGAUUUAAGAUGGUUG
This is a messenger RNA of Dentiscutata erythropus, 5065 nucleotides long. NCBI's taxonomy places the organism in Eukaryota, Fungi, Glomeromycota, Glomeromycetes, Diversisporales, Gigasporaceae. The record is from the annotation of a GenBank genome assembly.